CCUUUCGGAAGGCAGCCAUGAGGGUACUGAAAACAUCCCACAGCUGGAGCCACCCCUGCACACGAGGGUGCUGCGGGACACAUCUGGACCACUUCGAGCUCUCCCACCCACUUGAUCCCCCCGUGAGGGAUGAUCAGCCGGGCUGUCUGGCUCACCUCGCUCCACAGCGGGAGAGUCCAGCUCCUCCUCCCACUGGAAAACCCGGGUUGUGCAACCGCCGUGGGAGCGGGGUGGCCGUGCCGGGGCGGGGGGAGCCGCCAGCCCUCCCCGGCCUCUCCCCGAGCACCGCGUCUCGCCUAUAAACCGGGAGCAGGACGCGCUCCCCGCACCGCGGCGGCGAGACGGAGGGGCAGGCAAGCUGAGUCUGGGACGUAAGUCUGGGAGGUUAAGCCCAGUUUGCAGCACGGGUGCCUAGUGGAGACAGCAAGGAUGAGAGUGGCAGUGGUGGGUGCUGGUGUCAGCGGGCUGACAGCCACCAAGUGCUGCCUGGAUGAAGGGCUGGAGCCCACCUGCUUCGAGCAGAGCCAGGACAUUGGGGGGCUCUGGCGCUACACGGAGCAUGUUGAGGGCAGGCGGCCAAGCCUCUACCCAUCGGUCAUCAGCAACACCUCAAAGGAGAUGUCGGCGUUCUCUGACUUUCCCUACCCUGAGGAUUUCCCAGUGUUCCUGCCCAAUGCUCGACUCCUGGAUUACCUCCGGCGCUAUGCUGAGCACUUCAGGCUCCAAGAGCACAUUAAGUUUGGGACCACUGUUGUCAGCAUCCGGAAACGCUCCGACUUUGCCACCACAGGCCAGUGGGAUGUGGUUACAGACAAGGAUGGGAAGCAAACAUUGCACAUCUUCGAUGCUGUUAUGGUUUGCAGUGGAAAUUUCUAUGAGCCAUCCCUCCCCUUGCACUGCUUUCCUGGCAUUGAGAGAUUCCAAGGCCAGUACUUUCACAGCCGGCAGUACAAGCAUCCUGAUGUGUUCCAGGGGAAGCGUGUCCUUGUGGUUGGCAUGGGCAAUUCCGGAGUGGACAUUGCAGUGGAGGCCAGCCGUGUAGCUACAAAGGUGACCAUUAGCACCAGCCGAGGUGCCUGGGUGCUCAGCCGCGUGUUUGACCACGGCUACCCCUGGGACAUGGUUUUCAACACUCGCUUUAUGAGCUUGAUCAUAAACAGCCUUCCUGGACCCCUUUCAAGGGGGCUGGUCAACUACAGGGUGAACCAGCGGUUCAAUCAUGAAAACUAUGGCCUUCAACCAGAAAAGAGCUGCCUGGUACGUGAGCCUGUGCUGAACGAUGACCUGCCAAGCUACAUCCUGACAGGGAGGAUCACCAUAAAACCGGGCGUGAAGGAGUUCAAGGACACCUCAGUUGUCUACCAUAAUUGCCCUGAGGAGGAGCCUGUCGAUAUUGUCGUCUUCUGCACAGGCUACAAUGUUUCCUUCCCAUUCCUAGAAGAAGAAGUGGUCAAGGUGGAAAACAAGCAUGCAUCCCUCUACAAAUAUGUGUUCCCAACCCACCUGCAGAGGCCAACCCUGGCCGUCCUUGGGCUGAUCAAACCAUUAGGAGCCAUCAUGCCUGUGACAGAGAUGCAAGCACGCUGGGUGACCCGUGUCUUCAAAGGUUUGUGUCAGUUGCCUCCUCAGUCUGUCAUGGAGAAGGAAGUAAACAAAAAGAAGAAAAACCAAGUGCAAAAGUUUGGUCUGUCCUAUGAUGAAGUCCUCAAAACCGAUUGCAUCGUCUACACAGACGAGCUCGCCUCCUUCAUUGGUGCCAAGCCCAGUGUUCUGGGGUCCCUCUGCAGAGACCCCCGACUGGCCCUCACCAUUUUCUUUGGCCCCUGCACCCCUUACCAGUACCGGCUAGGGGGUCCUGGAUGCUGGGAGGGGGCACGCCAAGCCAUCCUCACCCAGUGGGACCGGACCCUGAAGCCCACGAGAACACGAGUCCCCGCUGGCUCCUGCAGCCCCUGGCCUUCUCUCCUGACUGUGGUGGGGUUUCUCCUGCUCCUGGCUGCUCUGUUUUUUGGUUUCCAGUAGAUUUUAGAACCCAUUCAGGUUUUUUUUUCUUGUCUCUGGGGCUGUUACCCUAGGUCAGAUAGUUCCACAGGGUGCCACAGGAUAGGGAGAAUGGGAAUUUCAAGAGACAACUGCAAAUUUACAACUAUAACCAGCAGCACAAACCUCUCUCUGCUCCAGCUCACCUUUGAGCACGGCUUUGCAGACCUUAUUGGCUGAGGAUGACAGCUUUUCUCCAGCAUUUAUUCUUCUGCCCUGAGCAGAGCACAGCUGUGUGCCAUGGCCCUGCCUGGACCACGCUGGCCAGGAGGCAGCAGGGACAAGACCAGCAAUAAUAGCCUUGGGUGUUGCAAUUAGUGAGGAGCACAGGGAGCCCAAUCUUGCCCUAAAUCAGCUGGGGUUUGGGGUCUUUAGUCCAGCAAGGAGUUAUCUGAGCUGGGUGCACAGGUCAGGUUGUCCUUUCUUCUAACCUUAAACCCUAUGAACAAAAAAUCCCAGCUUGGGAUGAAUUGGUGCAUCUUUCCAGAGCAGGGCACCUGGCUGUGGUGAUCUGUCACUCAUGAGAGUGAGGCUGGUACCCCCUUGGGGCUGAGUACUCCUAGCUCUGCUUCCCAGCAGUCCCAGGCCUUUGCUUUGUACAUGGAGAGUCUUUCAAUCAAUAAAAUUUCCUUGGCUGUGGUGGGAA
This is a messenger RNA of Apus apus (common swift), 2686 nucleotides long. RefSeq names its product flavin containing dimethylaniline monoxygenase 1 (gene FMO1). The record is from RefSeq and is a predicted model, not a curated record. The coding region runs from base 430 to 2022 and encodes 530 amino acids. Gene Ontology annotation, molecular function: NADP binding; flavin adenine dinucleotide binding; N,N-dimethylaniline monooxygenase activity. The transcript is spliced from 9 exons. NCBI's taxonomy places the organism in Eukaryota, Metazoa, Chordata, Aves, Apodiformes, Apodidae.